Adineta ricciae is the source of this 3021-nucleotide messenger RNA. The record is from the annotation of a GenBank genome assembly. Lineage: Eukaryota; Metazoa; Rotifera; Eurotatoria; Adinetida; Adinetidae.
AUGCCAAAUGAUGCACACAGAUUUAAUCUAUUGCGAAUGGACAUUGAAAGUGUCCUGAGACCAUUCGACGAGGAACGAGAAUAUUUGCGAAAACUUCGUCAAUCAUCGACCGUUGAACCAAUUCUAUUGCGUCUGUUUGAUCUAUUAAAACCUGAUGAUUAUCGUUUGUUAUUUUCGACUAUCAAUCGACAAAAAUUGGAUUAUAAAUGGUUAGAAACAUUCAGUAAACUGUGUAUGCAACGAUACUUGGAUCUCGAUGAUAUAUUUUUCUCGGAGGAAACCUUAUCGAAUCCAAUUCGGUCGGAAUCACAUUCGAAUUCCAUUCUCGAAAACUACACGAACUAUCUCAUCGAAAACUUUAAGAACUUCUUCACAAUCCAACAUUUUCAUGCAAUCAUCUACGAAUUAGAACAAUUGAAUCAUUUCAAAACUGAACAAAUCUCGAAGCAAUUGAAUGAGAACAAUCAUAUCAUACAAAAAUUGUUUUUGUUAUUCAAUAAUAAUCCUCAAUUUUAUGAUGAUUCAAUCAUCCACCUCAGUUCAACACCUGCACAGCCCAUUUAUGUCAAUUACAAAGCGACACACAUGAUUUUCCUGCGUACAUCGAUUCUCGUUCAAAAUGAGCACGAUUCGCACCUGCCAAGCAAAGGAAUCACGAAAGCAUUUGUCGCUGAUUUAACCAAUACCAAGAAGAUCGAGAUAUUCGACGAAAGCACGAAUAAAACGUGCGAAAUUCCAACGAAAUGGCUUUAUUUCGGCAAAGCAUGUGAGAAGAACAUUAUUUUGCCAUUGAAGCUACGCGUGAUGAUCAUCGAUUGUCGAACAAAUCGACGUCGUUAUGGGCUCAUCGGUGAAGAACCUGGCAAACAAAAUCAUUAUCGUUGUCUGAUCUUUUUUACUGACGAGAGUGCGAAUGUAUCCGCGGGUUAUUAUCUCUCAUCGGAAGUUCAUAUAUGUCUUGAUCAAAUGUUUGAAUGUGACAAUGAGUUUUUGAACUCGUACUUUAAAUCCUAUCCGGAACGGUUAAUGUUACGUGCCAAGGAAGGAACAACUGUGAAAGUUCGCAAUGGCAAUCGAAACAGUUUCGUUCAAGCCAUCGUCAUUCAAAUCGAUUGUUCGAUGAUGUUAAUCGAGCUGAAUAAUACCAAACAACGUAUGUGGCUCUAUCGUGGUUCGACAUUGAUUGAACAAAUGAAUACGUAUUAUGUAACACAGAAUAGAGUCGAUAGGAAUGGACUGGGUAGACAUUCGGCAAGACAACAUCUUUCAGCAAGAAAAACAAAUGCGCCAGAAAUUAUUUGUUUGAAUGAUCAAAUGAAAACAAAAACUGCUCGAACUGCGGAUCAAGCAAUCGAUGAGACAAGACCUAAAAAACGCGCCCGUUUGCCAUCUGAACAUUUACCACACGAAUCUGCAUUAGUUCCAACUGAAUCUCAUGUACUUCGAUCUUCUUCGGCCAACAGUAUUCCAGUAGUAGAUCACAUCGUCACAUCUGUUCAAUCACGUUCGACUCAUGCACAUCCGAAUCCGAAGAUUGUGAUUAAUCCAAUAUUUCUUGAAUUAACAGAAAACUUUCUUUUACACUAUUCCAAAGACUUCAAUCCGCAUUAUUGUUCGCCGAAGUGCGUUAUGCAUGCUGAAAAGUACCUUGCACAACUACCAAGAACCAUGAAUCCAUAUUUGAAGCCAGUCGCCUGUCAAUGGACAAUUCUCGAAACAAUACGGAUUCGGAAAGCUAACGAUGUUCGCGUUAAGAAUACGCGACCGAUUUUAAUCUAUCGGGCGCCAUGCGGAAGAAAGUUUUUGAAUGAAACACAAGUGGAUAAUUAUCUUACUGAAACGGAGUCUAAACUAUCGAUUGAGUUAUUUGUCUUCGAUAGUUUAGUGAAUAUCAAACAAUGGUAUUGUUCAGAUGGGAAACUGAUCACUUCUGAUAUAUCAAAUGGUCAAGAGAAUGUUCCGAUUUCCGCUGUUAAUGAAGUUGAUGAGGAACGGCCAAAUACAUUUACUUAUCGUGUUGAACGAACACCUGUCGAAGGAGUCGAUAUGGUUCUCAAUGAAUCAACGAUGACUUGUUGUUCAUGUACAGAUGGAUGCCGAAAUCGUACUCAAUGUGCAUGUUGGUUACGCACAUUGAAAUAUGCGGAAUUGAUCGGCGAUGAUCGCGUGAAGGCAAUGAAGAAGAAAAAUAAGAGCCAGGCGGAAAUUCUGUAUCAACUGGGUUACGGUUUUCGGCGUUUACAUAAAAACGCACCCGGUGGGAUAUAUGAAUGUAAUAGUAGAUGUUCAUGUAAUAAAGAAACGUGCUCAAACCGAGUUGUACAAAAUGGUAUCAUGGCCCAACUCCAGUUAUUUAAAACUGUUGGUCGUGGUUGGGGCGUUCGAACCUUGCAUGAUCUUCCGUUAGGGACAUUCGUUAGUGUGUAUUCAGGUGAAAUAUUCACCAGCGAACAAGCAGAUGAAAGAGGAAAAUUGAUUGGAGAUGAAUAUCAAGCAGAUUUGGACUUUUUCGAAAAUAUAAAUGACGAUUCUGAUGAAGAUGACGAUAGCGGUGCAAAUUUAUCAUCCGAAGAUGAAGACGAAGAAAACAAAACUCCUCUAAAUAAAUCUCGUUCGAGAAAUCUACGUUCACAUGGCAAUUCGAAUAAGAAAACAACGAAACAAUCUUCCAAGACAGAAGACGACGACGACGAUGAUGAUCAAGGGAAAACAAACAACAAUUCAAUAUUGAAUCGAACAUGUUUACCAGAAUACGAUGGAGUUGUAUAUACACUUGAUGCAAAACUAGUCGGAAAUAUUGGACGAUAUUUUAAUCAUUCCUGUUCCCCAAAUAUCGCCGUACAAAAUGUUUUUGUUGAUACACACGAUAUUCAUUUUCCUUGGAUCGGAUUUUUCACAACGAAAACAAUUCGCGCAGGAACCGAAUUAUGCUGGGAUUACAACUAUACAGUUGGCGAGAUAGCUGGACGUCGAAUGGAUUGUAAUUGUGGUUCAUCCGAAUGUCGACGUCGAGUUCUCUAA